Molecule: messenger RNA, 581 nt
Organism: Benincasa hispida (wax gourd)
Lineage: Eukaryota; Viridiplantae; Streptophyta; Magnoliopsida; Cucurbitales; Cucurbitaceae
Product: protein MEN-8-like
Source: RefSeq, a predicted model, not a curated record
UCGGUAUGUAGGUGAUUCAUGCAAAAUUGAGCCUUUCAACUCCUAUAAAUAACACCCAAAAGCCUGAAGAAAUCAUCAAACAACAGAUUAAGAAGCAAAAAAAACAGAGAUUAAAAGCAAAAAAAAGGCAAUUAUGGCAGGUAUCAAGUCUCUUGGGCAGCAACAAUUUGUGAUUCUGUUGGUGGUGGCUUUGGUGCUGAGUCAGGCACAAGCACAGCCUCAAAGCUGCUCAACUCAGCUCAGCAACUUAAAUGGUUGUGCACCAUUUGUGCUGCCUGGUGCUAGUAACCCAAGCCCAGAAUGCUGUGGUGCACUUGGAGCUGUGCAACAAGAUUGCCUUUGCAGCACCCUGAGAAUUGCUUCCACUCUCCCUUCUCUUUGUCACCUUCCACCUCUCACUUGUGGUUCAAACUAGAGGAGAAGGCUGAUUUGGGGAGCACUACAAGAAAUGAAAUAAAUAAUAAUAAUAAUGCCGGAGUUUUAUCAUUUGGUUUUUGUUUUGUUUUGUCUGUGUUUUGCAUCUGAGGUCAAUGAUCUCAGAAGUCAGAUUUCAUUGAAUAAAAAGGAAGCUUUUUCUGGUC